Messenger RNA from Anopheles marshallii, 1470 nucleotides. Its product is annotated as carbohydrate sulfotransferase 13-like. Gene Ontology annotation, molecular function: sulfotransferase activity. The transcript has 5 exons. NCBI's taxonomy places the organism in Eukaryota, Metazoa, Arthropoda, Insecta, Diptera, Culicidae. Gene Ontology annotation, biological process: carbohydrate biosynthetic process. Bases 1 to 1470 code for a protein of 489 amino acids. Gene Ontology annotation, cellular component: membrane. The record is from RefSeq and is a predicted model, not a curated record.
AUGUUCCACAAAUCCACCUUUCUGAAGGGUGCGGGUGUUGCCGCAACGGCACUGUGUCCCGGUGGUGCCAGCAGUAUAGGGCCGGUUGCAGGAACUUGUUCCACCGGUGCCAACAACGGUUCCAUGGGUGAGAAGCAACGGUUCCGCAAAAUGAAUCUACUGCUGCCACCGGUCAAGUUGCUCACCAAGCGGCGGUGUUACUUAUGCAUUAAGAUUGCGGUGCUGGUCGUUGUGUUUGGACUGUACUUUAUGCUGCUGCUGCGGGAAUCGAUGAGUGCCCUGACGGGUUCAUCCUCCUCCUCAUCGGGAUCUUCCGCACCAUUCGCGUCUUCGUCGUCGAUGCCCUCGUUUGCGGCACUAGCAUCACGCGCUGGAGUGGCGCAAAAGGCUGGUGGAAAGCUAGAUGUGAUGCAGGAUAGGCGGCACGGUCGGGGUGCGGGCAGGCACGGUAAUAAUGCUGUCGGUGCCGAGGGACGACUGCCCCGGCCAUUGCAGAUGGCGGCCGUCGGCGGUAAGCAGCGGCAUCCGUUUCCACCGCAGCAACCGCCACCGUCCGAUGGUAGCAAUCAUUCCACGCUGAAUCCGGUGUACGAGUACUCGGACGAGAUGAAUGCCGCCGCCGAGACGGACUUUAACGAGCGGCGCAUGAUGCUGUGGAACGUAUGUGCCGACCAUCGCAUCAUCGGCAAGUAUCCACCGAAUGCGUGGGAAUUUUUCAUCUCUCCCGGCCAUGGUAUCGCUUGGUGCAACAUCUUCAAAGCGGCCAGCAGCACAUGGAUGUACUAUUUCAACAUACUCGGUGGAUACAGUGUGCAAUACCUGCAACGUACGAAGGCAUCACCGAUCGAUCUGGCACGGAAGCGCUUUCCACGGCCCACCGCUAACGAGCUGAACGAUUACAUCUCCAACACGAUUUCGUUCCUUAUCGUCCGGGAGCCGUUCGAGCGGUUGCUCUCCGCCUAUCGCAACAAACUCGAAGGAUGUCGCAACAAAUACUACAAACUGCUCGGCGAACAGAUCGUCAAAAAGUUCCGCAAAUCGCACCCACUGAAAGGAGCGAAAGCGCCGCACGGUCCAACGUUCCGGGAGUUUCUCCAGUUUCUCGUAAGCCAUUACCGUUCCGGUGGACGCUUCGAUGAACACUGGAGCCCAGUCUACUCGUUCUGUACGCCCUGCAGCAUCAACUUUACGCUUAUCGCCAAAAUGGAAACGUUCCAACGGGACAGCGAGUACAUUAUACGGCAGGCCGGACUGGAAACGCUGCUGCUAAACAAGAUGCCCCGGUACAAGGCGCGCUGGAUAACGAACCGAUCGGCAAGCGAUACCCGAAAUCUCAUACCAAGAUAUUUCGCACAAAUUGACGAGAAACUGCUCACGGAUGUGUUGGAGAUUUACCAGCUGGACUUUGAGCUGUUCGGGUACAACAGCACCAAAUACUACAGCUACGUCCAAUCGCCCGACUAUGGAUAG